Camellia sinensis is the source of this 1193-nucleotide messenger RNA. Lineage: Eukaryota; Viridiplantae; Streptophyta; Magnoliopsida; Ericales; Theaceae. The record is from RefSeq and is a predicted model, not a curated record.
ACGUGAGUUGCAUGGGAUCUGUAGAACUCAUCCGAGGGUUCUUUUUAAUUCUAAUCGGACGGUCCAGAGAGUCGCGUCAGCUAAAAGCUAUGUUUUAGGUCUCAAAUCGCAAAACCUGUCACUUCUGUCUCAUAUAAACUCUCAAACCCUCUCUCUCUCUCUCUCUCUCAUCGACUCGGCCAAGUCUCAGACGUCAUCAAUGGCUUUGCCAAAUCAGCAGACUGUUGAUUAUCCCAGUUUCAAGCUUGUAAUUGUUGGUGAUGGUGGAACAGGGAAAACGACAUUUGUGAAGAGACAUCUUACUGGUGAAUUUGAGAAGAAAUAUGAGCCAACCAUUGGCGUGGAAGUUCAUCCUCUGGAUUUCUUCACCAACUGUGGAAAAAUUAGGUUUUAUUGCUGGGACACAGCAGGGCAGGAGAAAUUCGGUGGCCUUAGGGAUGGCUACUAUAUCCAUGGACAAUGUGCCAUCAUCAUGUUUGAUGUAACUGCCCGAUUGACUUACAAGAAUGUUCCCACAUGGCACCGGGAUCUCUGCAGGGUGUGUGAGAAUAUUCCAAUUGUGCUUUGCGGAAACAAGGUUGAUGUGAAGAACAGGCAAGUGAAGGCAAAGCAAGUUACUUUCCAUAGGAAAAAGAACUUGCAAUACUAUGAGAUUUCAGCAAAGAGCAAUUACAACUUUGAGAAACCUUUCCUGUACCUCGCCAGAAAACUUGCAGGAGAUGCAAACUUGCAUUUUGUGGAGUCUCCCGCCCUUGCCCCUCCAGAAGUGCAGAUUGACAUGGCUGCUCAGCAACAGCAUGAGGCUGAGCUUGCUGCAGCUGCAAGUCAGCCUCUUCCAGAUGAUGAUGAUGAUGCAUUUGAAUAGAUGAUGGGAUUCCUCCUCGGAGAGAAAAGUUACAGCCCAAGUCGUGUCUCAUUCCCUUUGUGAUGGGUUCGUUGGUGUUCUAUCAUACAUGGCUUUGUUAGGAUUUUAUGUUUCCAGCUCCAAUUAUUGAGAGCAUUUUGGAUUAUAUGUGUAGGGUGGUUUGGAAUUGUUAUUAGAUAUGUUGCUUGGUAUUUGUUUGUGAAGAGGGUAUGAUGUGUGCGGACUUUUAAUUCUCGUUUGAUAUUGAGCUUUCUUGUUUUUGGCAGAAGUUGAUGACAUAACUUGUGUCCACCAUGGCUUUGUUAAGGAAGAUGCGGUUAAGAAGACA